Molecule: messenger RNA, 681 nt
Organism: Emiliania huxleyi CCMP1516
Lineage: Eukaryota; Haptophyta; Isochrysidales; Noelaerhabdaceae
Exons: 4
Coding region: 1-681 (226 amino acids)
Source: RefSeq, a predicted model, not a curated record
AUGGCACCGGUGCAGCUCAUGGCGCCGCCGCAGCGGCGGACGUCGCAGCGGCGGAUCAACGUCCGCGAGCAGCGCAAGCAGAGCGUGGAAGAUGCGGCUGCAAUCACCGAAGAGGGCACAUACUUGUCCCUCUCGCAAGUGGAGGCGGGAGACCUUGUUGUCGCAACAAGGAAGAGGGCGAUGCCCGAGGCGCCCGACGACGAGGCCGACCAUCUCCCCUCCCCAGCGCGGACAGCCACGGCGCGCCACCGCGGCCACUGCGGCCGCCUCCACAUUAACUCGGAAGCCCCUCGCGACCCUGCCGCCGACCCGCGCGGCGGAGACGGCAACAGCAGCGUGCGCUCGCUCGAAGCCUCGUCGGCUCUGUGCACUUCUGAGGUCAGCCUCUUGGCGGUGGGCUUGGCGGGCCGCCUCUCCGGCCUCGCGCCCGGCGGCGGCAACACCGCGGUCCAGACGCCGCCCUCCGCGGCAGGCGCCUUCGAGGCGCUCUCGAAGCUCGUCAAGUGCCCCGCGCCGCGCCGCGCGCCAAACGUGGCGAGGCUCGAGGGGAGGCUGGCCGCUGAGGCCGCCGCCGCCGCCGCCGAGGCGCACCGGUUCGUGACGGUCAACUCGUCCGACGGCUCGAGUCAGUCCGUCGGGGACUCGCGAUCGAGCCACUCGAGCCAGGGCGACGAGGCCUAG